UACAUACAUUUAUUUAACUUUUGUCAUUUGUACUUUUAAAUAAUUCGAAAUAUCCGUUUUCAAAGAAGGAAGCGAUACAUGCAACUCUCGCGAUAACUUGCGUUUUCAGCUUCCUAUGACCCAGAUUACAUGGCUACCAGAGGUUAGCCAAAAUAACGUUAGCAAGAAAUGACUGAUUCGUGAUGGAUAGGCUUGCACUGUACUGUAAUGACUAUUCAUGCACCUUUUGCUGGAGUUGUCCCAUAAUAAAGUCGGUAACGACAGAAGGAUGUGUGUUUUAACCAGAAAACCAAGUUAACUUUAGCAUUCAAGUCGCAGGGAAGGCUCGGGGACAUCUCAGGAUUCACGUUAGCAACGGUGGCAGGUACCGUAGCAACUGCAGACGCUUGAUUUAUUCACCGUUACAGCUACCAGAGCAUGACAACAGCUGAGUCGCCUAAUCUACAGGGGUUCAACAGAGCAAACAUCCACCAUGAGAUUGAAAACAUCGCUGCUACAGGAACCCAAACAUAAGGAACUUGUGAGUUGUGUUGGCUGGACCACAGCAGAUGAGCUGUACUCAUGCAGUGAGGACCACCAGAUCCUCAAGUGGAACCUGCUGACCAGUGAGACCAGUCUGGUUGUCAAAUUGCCCGAGGAGAUGUACCCCAUUGACCUACACUGGUUCCCCAAGACCGUUGGUGGCAAGAAACAGAAUCAGACUGAGAUCUUUGUCCUCACCAGCACUGAUGGGAAGUUCCACCUGACCUCCAAGAUAGGGCGCAUUGAGAAGAGUGUUGAAGCACACAAGGGAGCUGUUUUGGCUGGAAGAUGGAACUAUGAUGGGACUGCUCUUAUUACAGCUGGAGAAGAUGGGCAGAUCAAGAUCUGGUCAAAAAGUGGGAUGCUACGCUCAACACUAGCCAGCCAAGGUUCUCCUGUGUAUUCUGUGGCUUGGGGUCCUGACUCAGACAGAAUCCUCUACACAUCAGGAAGACAGCUAGUCAUCAAGCCUUUGCAACCCAGCGCCAAAGUCAUACAGUGGAAGGCUCAUGAUGGGGUUGUUCUGAAGGUGGACUGGAAUUCAGUCAAUGACGUCAUACUGUCAGGUGGAGAAGACUGUAAAUAUAAGGUAUGGGACAGCUUUGGUCGUCUGCUUUACUCCUCGACGUCUCAUGACUACCCGGUCACCUCUUUGUCCUGGGCUCCAGAUGGAGAGGUGUUUGCCGUGGGCUCCUUUAACACCCUGCGGCUCUGUGACAAGACUGGAUGGUCCUAUGCGUUGGAGAAGCCCAACACAGGCAGUGUGUUCAGCUUGGCCUGGUCUGCAGACGGCACCCAGCUGGCUGGGGCCUGCGGCAACGGGCAUGUCAUCUUUGCCCAUGUGGUGGAGCAGCAUUGGGAGUGGAAGAACUUUGUGAUCACCCUUACCAAGAGGAGAACUAUGCAGGUGAGGAAUGUGAUGAACGAUGCAGUGGAUGCACUGGAGUUUCGAGAUAGAGUCAUCAAAACCUCUCUGGCGUACGGUCACCUAGUGGUCGCCACUUCCCUCCAGUGUUAUGUCUACAACUCAAGAAACUGGAACACUCCCCUCAUCUUUGACCUGAAGGAGGGAACAGUGAGCCUCAUCCUGCAAGCAGAAAAACAUUUUCUGCUAGUGGAUGGAGCAGGGUUGUAUAUAUUCUCAUACGAGGGUCGAUUGAUAUCCUCCCCCAAGUUCCCGGGUAUGAGAGCUGACAUCCUAAAUGCCCAGGGUGUCUCAGUUAGUAACGACACCAUCGCCAUCCGAGACAAGAGUGAUGAAAAAGUCAUCCUUCUCUUUGACGGCCUGACCGGGAAAGCCCUCGGCGAUGGCAAGCCUUUGACUCACAAGCUGGAGGUGGUGGAGAUAGCUCUGGACCAGUGUGGCCCAUCCACUGAAAGGAAGAUUGCCCUGAUAGACAAGAACCGUGAUCUUUACUUGACCUCUGUGCGUCAUCUGGGGCGAGAACCAAAAAUCUGCAAAAUUGGUAGCAUGGUUCACAGUAUGGCAUGGAAUGAUGCUGCUAACAUCCUGUGUGGAAUCCAAGACAACCAGUUCACAGUGUGGUACUACCCGAGUGCUGUCUUCACUGACAAGGAACUGCUGCCAAAAACGCUGUACAUAAAAGAUGGCAGUGAGUUCAGCCAUGCACCCCAUAUUCUGAGCUAUGUUGGCACCAAGGUGACGUUACGCCAAGGGGACGGUUCACUGGUGUACAGCUGUGUGCCUCCGUACCCAGCCCUCCUGCACGAAUACAGCACCUCUGCCCGCUGGGAGGAUGCACUGCGCCUCUGCCGCUUCGCCAAGGACCAAUCUUUGUGGGCAUGUCUUGCUGGUAUGGCAAUGGCAAACAGGGAGCUGACCACGGCCGAGAUGGCCUAUGCUGCCAUUGGAGAGUUACCUAGGGUGCAGUACAUCAACUUCAUAAAGGAGCAGCCAUCUAAGGAGUCAUCUUUGGCCCACAUGCUGAUGUUCAGCGGUCAGGUCCAGGAGGCUGAGGCCACACUGUUACAAGCUGGUCUCAUCUACCAGGCCAUACGAGUCAGCAUUGACCUUUUCAACUGGGAGAGGGCACUGGAGCUGGCAGUCAAACACAAGACUCAUGUGGACACUGUGCUGGCCUAUAGAGGGAAAUUCCUACAGACAUUUGGCAGGAAGGAGACCAAUAAGAGAUUCCUGCAGUACGCUGAAGGGGUUGAGGUGGACUGGGAGAAAAUCCAGGCGAAGAUUGAGAUGGAGUUGUCUAAAGAGAGAGAGAAAGCUGCGAACGCCUCUUUGAGGAGCAGCGUGGCCUCGCGACGUUAAUGUUCUCUGAAGCAUCCGCUUUUGCCGAAGUUGAUUCCCAUGUGUUUUAUGACAUUUGGUGAAUAUUAAGUGGUUUGGCUCGCCCUCAGAGUAAUACAAAUUGUCUCUACUUGAGGCAUAAUGGCUACCAUUAGUUACAAGUACAUUAACUUCAAGUAAAAACAAAUGGCAACAUUUGGAGAUGUGCAGAUUAGUCGGCCAUGAAGAAUAAGACACUUGACUUUUACUCUGACACAACAAUAUUGUAGCAUAUGCUGUGUAAUGGAAAACAUUUGCACAACACUGUCAUUCUGUUACUGCGGGUGGAUGAUUUGACUUUGGAUAAAAGUAUCUAUAUUUCUCAGCAACACCACCAUAAUGGCCUUUCUGUCAUAUCGGCUGCUCAGUGAUUUCAGUGUGUCAAGUUUAAAGUGGAUUGUUAUCUUCUUCCAUUUGUCAAAAUCAACUUGAAAUACUCAGUCGUGCACAAAUGUACUGCUUUGGUUUUUGUCAGCGAUGUUGACUGACACUUGACUUUGUGUUUUUAUGUGGAUAGAUAUUUUUUUACAGUUUAUAUAUUCAAAACUUUGCCUUCUGUAAACACUAAAAAGAAUGUCCGUAAAUAAAACUAAUGGUAAACUGUAUAUAUUCAGCCAGAAAUAUCCUGAAA
Messenger RNA from Perca fluviatilis (European perch), 3455 nucleotides. It is a transcript of the gene ift80, whose product is annotated as intraflagellar transport 80 homolog (Chlamydomonas). The transcript is spliced from 20 exons. The record is from RefSeq and is a predicted model, not a curated record. Gene Ontology annotation, cellular component: intraciliary transport particle B; cilium; centrosome. Lineage: Eukaryota; Metazoa; Chordata; Actinopteri; Perciformes; Percidae. Gene Ontology annotation, biological process: cilium assembly. The coding region runs from base 473 to 2806 and encodes 777 amino acids. Gene Ontology annotation, molecular function: protein binding.